Messenger RNA from Acinonyx jubatus (cheetah), 5276 nucleotides. It is a transcript of the gene AQP8, whose product is annotated as aquaporin 8. Lineage: Eukaryota; Metazoa; Chordata; Mammalia; Carnivora; Felidae. Gene Ontology annotation, molecular function: water channel activity. Gene Ontology annotation, biological process: water transport; transmembrane transport. The record is from RefSeq and is a predicted model, not a curated record. Gene Ontology annotation, cellular component: plasma membrane. The transcript has 10 exons.
GGCUCAGUUGGUUAAGCAUGUGACUCUUGAUCUCAGCUCAGGUCUUGAUUGCUGGGUCGUGAGUUCAAGCCCCAUGCUGGGCUCUGCCCUAGGCACAGAGCCUACUUAAAAAAAAAAAAAAAAAAAAAAAAAAAUUCUGUCCUGUUGCUUUAAUUUGAAUUUUCUUUUUCUGGCUUUUAGAGAGACUGAGUGUCUUUUCAUGUUUGUUGGCCAUUUGGUUUUCCUCUUCUGAGAGUUAUUUAAUUUGGAUAGUAGACACAAGGAUAAAAGCCAAAGCAAAAAAAAAAAAAAAGAGGAGAACAUUCUAAUCACACAUACGGAAUAAGCUUGUGGUGUCCAGCCCACAGUAGGUCCUUAGUAAACGGUAGUCAUUCUACCGUUUUAAUUGUUCACCAUUUACAGAUGGUGACAGUGAACCUUAUUGAUGAGACUUAGCAGGCUGCUUCUUGAGUCUGAUGACCCUCCUCUGGCUGUAAAGGGUUCUGAAAUAACCCACAUGACUGAUGUCUUGUAACCAGUGACUCAAAAGGCAUCAGUCAAGGAAAGGAUGUGCUUAGGUUUAAACGAAACCUGCAGUUUCGCAGAGAGAAAAGUGGGAGAAAAAAAAAAAAAAGCUAGACUCUUUUCCAACCACUAAGUUGCCCUAAGCCCCUGGUCACCGUACGCUGAAAACAACGGCAGGGCUAUUUAGAUAGAAAUAAAGCCACUGUUUCAGAAGAGACAAAGAGUUCUGCUUUUAGUUUCUGUGAUUGUCCAUCUCAGGAUCAGCCUGAAUUAUCAAGCAUCUGCAUUGCAAAUACUGGCUGGUUUCAAGAAGAAAUCAUUCAAUUGAAAGCCUGGUGUCGCCAGGCAAUUGGGAGAGUGUGUACCAGCCGGAAACGUUCUCUGCUGCAAGCGAUAGAAAUCUCAACUCCCACUUCCUGAAACAGGACGUAUAUUGUUCAUUUCACAGGCUCCCAAACUGUCUCGGUUCACAGCGUUCCUGGGCCAAAAGGAAUGCCUACCGCUUCUUCUCAUUAAACAAAUAGGUCCAAAAGCACGUAGCAUUUAUGUCCUAACAACUUAGCCAUUUGAAAAGAAAAUACACAUAUAUUGAAAAGUAUUUUAUUUAUAUUUUUAUUUCAUUUUCAGAUGACUACACAUAACUCAGUUGAAUUGAGUCCUUAAAUAACUUCCAUUAUUACAUUCUACAGGUAAUUACCAUGAGAUGUGUGUCCUUUGGGGGACUGCACAACUUCCCAGACCUCGGAGUCAGGUUGGAGACCCUCUUACCUACAUUUCCUCUUCCACAUUGAUUUUUAUGCAGUACUUGCUUUUUAUUAUGGCAACUCCCAUAAAGCCAGCUUUGCAAAGAUAUGAUGUUAUUGGAGAGAAUGUAGGGCCAUUUGAUAUCACGGCCUUGAACAACCUUGAGCUAGUAAUUCACAUAGUGUUUGACAGAUAUCGAGAAUCACUAUAUUUCCCUUGAAGUUUUAUAAUCCCCCAAAGCCCCUGUGAGUUCAGCGUGGCUCUCUGGGGUGCCCUGGUACACAAUCCGAGAAGAUCAGGUUAAUUUAACAAGGAAGUCAGAAGCAGUUGGUCUUGGGGUUAGUCUGGUGGCUUGGUGAUAUCAUCAAAGAUCCACCCUUCUGGCAAGUUGGACCUCUUGGUCUCAAGACAGCUGCCAUGGCACCAACAUCACAUUCUUGCCCCACAGUGCAGCUAUCAAAGUGAGAAAGGAAGGAAGAGCAGUGUGACAGGAUGACAUAGACCAUCUGGACCUGGUGGUGGAUGGCAGACAGGUGUCUACAGCUGCAGAGGUAUCUUGAACUAAAGGAUCUAAACAGAGAUAAAAAUCAGAGGCCUCCAUCAUGUCAACCAGACCUGGGAUUGGAAGACUGAGAAGUUUGCCAAGCUAAACAAGUUCUCAAGGAGACACUAUAUCACUAGCCCACCGGUUAUCCUAGUCGUUUGUGGGGGGACCAGUGUGUUGCUUAUGGAGACACCAGUCCACACGAGAAAUCUUGAGUUGUGGAAAUCUGUUGUGCCUGAAUGACAUUCAGGUUUUCUUUGGAGAGCCACUGUUUUUGGAGCUACCAAGACAGUCCCUGGAUCUAGUGAGGGAGGCUGUGUCUGGAGAGGUGACAUCUAGUUGACCAGGGGUCACGGGAGAGACACCCGAUCUGAGAUUUCAAUGUGCAGUGCAGGUUGGCCCAGGGGGCAAAACAGGACUUCAAACAGAGGGAACAGCGCUGGCAGGGAGGGGAGUGGGCACAUGGCUCAUCGGACUGUUUAGGGUUUGUGUGACCAGAGGUGAGUCAGGGUAGGACUCACAGCCUGUGUGGCCGGCUCUGGGAAUUUGGUUUUGCCCUGAAAGCCAUAGGAAGGGCUGAAAGGUUUUAACGCAGGGAAGGAUGUGAUGAGGUUGAUAGUCUGGGGAACAACAGCAUCUAUCAUGUGGCAGAAAUUUCUGGUGCUCACAAAAAGCCUUUCUUUUUCCUCCUGGGCACGUGGUUAGACUACAUUUCCCAGACUCCUUUGUGGUCAGGUGAAGCCAUAUGACGGACUUCUGGUCAACCAAACAUGGAGGAAAGGGAUAUUUGCCAUUUUAGGCCUAGCCCGUAAAAACGUCCCCCACGUCCUCUCUCCCCCAUCUGCUGGCUGGUGCAGAAGAUCUGGGGACCUAGAUCGUGGGUCUCCAAGAUGGAAAUGGCUUGGAUCCCCGAGUCACCAUGUCAUAAAGGGCCUGCUAUUGUGUCAACAGUGAAUCGAUUUUUAUUAUGUUAACCCAUCUAAAUGUUGGGUUCUUUUUUACAUGGGUUAGCCUACUCUGACGAAAACCACAGCAAUAGGUGCUCUUGAUGGGGCCUGCUCUGAAUCUGGCACUGUCUCAUUUAAUCCUCACGACAGCCUUAUGGGGAUGGGGGACGCCGUCUUCCCACUUCUCCAAAAGAAAACACUGGGGCUGAGGGAGAAGCCAGCAGGCGAUGGUGAAGAAGCCUGAUCCCCACCUGCACCCAAGUGCUGAACCGUGCCCUGCUGGCUCCCAGUACAAGAGGAACAGAUUAAAAUUGGGUGAGGCAAGGGGACCAGAUGAGGAGCUAUAGUGACCCCAGCUGGGAGUUCCUGCCUGUGACGCGGGGAAGGUAUCAGAUGAUUGUAAAUGUUAACCGAGAGAAUGCACAUGAGGUGUCCAGUGCAGGGCCUAGAACCUGGCAGGUAUAUCCUGAACGUUUGAUUUUUUUUUUUUUUUUUUCAAGACACUAAGCAAGAACUCGCGGAGACCUGGGUGAAACCAGGAGAGACAUGUUCUGGAAGCAGUCUUGGCAGGACUUGGGCAAAGCGUGAAGGAGAUGGGGAAGCACAAGGUUGGACAACUGCCUUGUGUUGCCAUUUGCAGGGACACGGGAGGAAGGGACUCUGACUACUCCAGAGACCUCCUAUAAGUGGAAUCAUGCAGCAUUUGUUCGUUGUGACUCAACCCACAUGUUUUGCAAUCACAAAACCUAUGUGACCCUGGGAAACGUAACUUUCCUGAAUCUCCACCUCUCCUUGUGGAAAAGUAGGAGUACCUGCGUCGCGGGCUUACUGUUGAAGUGAGAUAAUGCAUAUAAGGUUCUUAGCCCGGUGCCUGGCAAGUAGAAGGCUUGUAGAAAUUGCCCAGUAAAUACUUGUUACACGUAAAUAUGUGUUCUUCAUUAGUAGACACCGGUGUUGUGCUGAUCGUGUGUCUGCCAGUGUCAUAAGCUCUUUGUCGUAUGAACUCAUUCAAACCACAAACGCCCCUAUGUCGUCGGUUCUAUCGCUAUCGUUCACGCUUCACAGCAGAGAAUACUGCGGCGCAGAGGGGACAGCAACACAGGGCUCCAGAGCCAGCUCACGGCAGAAACGGGCUUGGGAUCCAGGCAGCCUGUUUCCGAGGCCCACAGGCUUUCCCGCGACGCACGUUGUUACCGUGGCUGCCGCUGGCUGUCGGGGAGCCUCCGCAGCCCUUUAAAAAAGUAGAAUGAGCAGCCCUGGUCUGAGAUAAGAGCCCGACAGCAGGUGCACUCUCCCAGCCAGCUCAGGCAAGAGCAGGUGCGCGGGUCACUCGGGCCCUGAUGUCUGCGGAGGCGGCUGUGUCUGUGCGUGACGCUGAGUUUGUCGGUGGCAAGGGGAAGCAGCCAAGCAUGGGAGGCAGGUGUCGUGAAUCCUGGUAUGAGCGGUUCCUGCAGCCCUGUCUGGUCGAACUGCUGGGCUCUGCCCUCUUCAUCUUCAUCGGGUGCCUGUCGGUCAUUGAGAACGGGCCGGACACUGGGCUGCUGCAGCCGGCCUUGGCCCACGGGCUGGCCCUGGGCCUCAUCAUCGCCACACUGGGGAAUAUCAGUGGUGGGCACUUCAACCCUGCGGUGUCCUUGGCGGCCACGCUGAUUGGAGGCCUCAACCUGGUGAUGCUCCUUCCCUACUGGAUCUCCCAGCUGUGCGGGGGGCUGAUCGGGGCCGCCUUGGCCAAGGCAGUGAGUCCUGAAGACAGGUUCUGGAACGCGUCUGGGGCGGCCUUUGUGACGGUCCAGGAGCCGGGGCAGGUGGGGGGGGCGGUGGUGGUGGAGCUGAUCCUGACGACCCUGCUGGCACUGGCUGUUUGCAUGGGCGCCAUCAACGAGAAGACGCAGGGCCCUCUGGCUCCAUUCUCCAUUGGCUUUGCCGUCACCGUGGACAUCCUGGCCGGGGGUGCUGUGUCCGGAGCCUGAAUGAAUCCUGCCCGUGCCUUUGGACCUGCUGUGGUGGCCAAUCACUGGGACUUCCACUGGAUCUACUGGCUGGGCCCGCUCCUGGGGAGCCUCCUGGUAGGAGUGCUUAUCAGGUUCAUCAUUGGAGAUGGGAAAACCCGCCUAAUAUUUAAGGGACGAUGACCCUGGUGGCAUUGUUGCGGCCCCACCCAGAAUGCAGACAGGUCACCUUCUGCAUUUCCUGCCUGGGCAGAGGCCCAGAGGAGCCCCUCACUUGCUUCCCCCCCAUGUGCGCCUGGCUUCCCAGAUAGACAGACUGUCGCUAAGUUCUGAGGAUGCUCUAUGUUCUCCAAACUCCACUGGGCUCGGUGGAGACCUCAGCCUGGGGGGCGUGUUGCCGGAACGAGGGAGAGGUCUUUCUCGGGAGGGAGGGUGCCAGGAGCUGAAUAGGUGGCUGUUUAUGCGCAGGAGUUCACUGCCCCCGGCCCCCUCUCCUUCUCCUUCUUCGCUGUUACAGAAGGGCCUUCAGGGGGUUUCCCUGCUUCCUGAGCUGCCACUUUAGCUUUGCAAUAAAUAGUCCACUAUUUC